CCGCGGAGAGGCCCCGCCCCGGGGACCGUUAGCGAGGCGCGCGGCGGCGGGCAGGACGGCGGCGGGCUCCGCACUGGCGGCCUGCGUGCCCGGGUGGGCGCGGCGGGGCCAGGGGACUGCGGCGCGGCCCCGGGCGGCGGCGGCGGCGGCGGCGGCGGCAGCAGCGGCAGCGGCGGCGGGCGCAUUCCCCAUUUCGUGUCGGCUGGGAGUGCUUCGCGCCAUGCCGCCCAGGCCGAGCAGGCAGUGGGAGAAGCAGCACCUCUGGCUCUACCUCCUGGCCCUGGGCUUCGACCCGGCGGCCGUCGGUGGGCUCGUCAGCAGCAGCUGCGCGCUGGGCGUGAACAUGUUUGAUGCUCCGAACAACAAUGCUUUUUAUGUCGUUGCAAUCUUCUUGUUUACUAAGCUGGAUCCAUCACGUGCAGCAGCAACGUUUGGAGACUGUUCCUUUCCAACAGACAAAAAAACAGAUCCUGAAUUUAGGAAGCAAUGCUGUAGCUGGCUAAAAGACAUUGCAGAUCAAUGCAGAAACACUUUUCCACAAAUUGUGACAUCUUUAUUUCUUUCUCCUGGUGGUCCUAAAUUUAUUCGUCUAAUGUAUCAGUUUGCAAGAUAUGUAGUGAUUCAGGACAUGAAAGUGAACUCUGUAGGCACUGGUAUACCUUUUGCUCAAACUGCAAAAUUAAGACCUCAGGAUCUGUACAAGGCAAAAGCAAGAUACAGAGUGGCAUAUAAUAAAUUUCUGCAAACUCUUCAAAAGGAAGAUUUUAUAAUUCAAGAAUAUAAGAAAAAAUCACAGUUGCUAAUUAAAGAAAUAAAGCAGAUAAGGCUUGAAUAUGCAGAUAUGCAGAUAGAAUUUUCAAAGAUGAAAAAAAAUGACCAAAGCAAAAUUGACAAAACUGAGAGAAUUCAAAAGAUCCGCAGUAUGUGGACAUUUAUAAUGGAUACCCUUACAUCUUUGGAAAAGGAAAAGGAGGUUGUAGAUUUUGUACUUGAAGGUCGUGUUGACCAGUAUGCUUUAGAUGGAACUGAUGUUACUGUCAGCGUUCCACAGCUGCUGGCUGACAAAAUUGAAAGUGAGAUGUACAGGUUGUGCAUAGGAAACAUACAUGAAGCAGAAAAACUGAAUUUCUUAACGGUCAUUCAAUUAUUAAAUGAAGCCCUGAGGAUCUUUAGAGAUGAACGUCAUCAGCUUGAAUUAAAAUCACAUCUUCAGUACAUUGAGAAUAUGACUGAACUGAACAAUAAAAUACUGUUGAAUUUGAAAACAAUGAGCCGAAAAGUAGAGCGAGAGUAUUGUACGUCAGUACGUGAAUCUAUUUCUGAAAAACAGAAGGAGUGGCAAAUGAAGUGGAAAAGUUAUCUUGGUCACUCUCCUUUUUGUUUAACUACAGAUCAGGAUCCAGAACUUGAUUUGUUACCAGCUAUGGAACCCCUUUCUUUUCAUCCUGCAACAGAAGAAGCUUAUGAGAAUAGCGUCUUCUGUCAGCAUCCAGUAUCAGUUUCAGAUAUUUUUGAAUCAAUUUGUGAUACAAGUUAUGAAGAUGAUGAUGAGAGACUGGAAAAUGUGGUGGUUAAGUCAACAGUAACACCAAAAAGAAGGAUCUCCUCAACAUCUUCGGAGUUGACAAGCACAUCUGAAAUCAGCAACGAGUUACUUGAGAAGGACUUGCAUACUGAAACUUGCAAUCAGAAAGAACAGCCUGUCUCUGCAAAUAUUUUAAAAUAUGGAAAGGAUGAGCCUAGCAUUGUAGAAGCAUGGGAGAAUACAGGUGCUCAUGUUAUCCAGAGAGAGAGUCCUCUCAGAAAAGACUUCAUUGAGAAAGCCCGAGAACAACUGGCAGAAGAGGUUGCAAAAGCAGUGAUGUCUCACUCACCUGAGAAUAGCGGAGAAAAAGGAAUGGAGCUGGAAGAUCUCAUUAGCUCACUGGCUUCUAACCCAUUUAUCACAAGGAGACAAAUUCCCCGAACUCCGGAAAAUCUACUUACUGAAAUUAGAAGCUCAUGGAGAAAAGCUAUUCAGAGUGAGGACUCAUCAAGCACGGAGAUAGCCUCAUCCAAAAGAAUGACAGAAGCUCCAAAGGGUGCUAGUCCUGUAAUGCAGGAUAAAGCUGGCUCUAGCUUAGCCUGUUCUACCUCCUUAUCUCCUGUAUCUGACCUUGAUUCUGCUUCAUCAGAAAGGAAGUCCCAAUUAAGCUGGAUAGAAUUUUCACCUCGAAAGCAGAUGAAGAUAAAUCACAUCAAUGAAUUUCCAGUGAAGGAAACAGCUGGAAUAUCAGAGAGUGAGAGAACUGAGAAACAGGAGUUAGAAAGUACUGUUUUGAACAGAGGUUUUGUGGAAAAUCCAAAAGCAACUCCAUAUGUAAAGAAAAGCAUGAAUACUCUAGAUAGUUAUGCAGAAAACAAGAGAACAGUUAUUCUAUCCUCAGACCACUUUCAGCAUUCCUGUGUGGAUAGAACUCGGCUGUGGGAUUCGAGUCCAGUGGUAAGUUCUGACAGUUGUGAUGCUGCCCAGUUUGGGAUAUGGCAUGAGACUCUCUCUGAACUUGAUUACAUAAAUUCUGAUGAAUCUGCAAUCUCAGAGACUGAUUUUGAUAUACUGGACAACAAAUAUUUACCAAGUGGCACAAAAAAUAAGAGAGAUGCUCAAGCAGAUUUACAGUCUGUUCUUGGCAGAUAUGAAAUGCUGAAAAAGACUCUAUCUGGAAAUGAAGAGGAACUGUGUCAGACACUAAUUGCAGAUGAAUCUCUGAGUUCUAGCUCAGAGCUAGAUCGUACACUAGAAAACGCACAAAAAGAUGAACUUCCUCUAGAAGGACUAUUUUGCUUGGAUGAAGACUUUCUCAAAAUGCAAUCACCAUUACCUUUUUCUGAAAGUAAACAUUCCCUGUCACCUUUACUGAUGUUUUCUCAAGAUCUGGAGGAAAUGGCAUCAAUGAUACACAAAACCCCUUUUGACUUCAUGCAUAAAUUGAAGGACAGAGAGCAGUUGAAUGAGAAGCUGGACACAAAGGAACCAUCAUCAUGACAGAAUCUGUAAAGCUGAAGCAGAGCCAUAAGUAGUAGAAUUGUGGUUCACUUGUGUAUAGCAUGUUCUCCAAAUGCUGCUCAGAUAGGGAGGCUGCACUCUUUCCUGCUUCCUAUGGAAACUGUUCCAGAUUCCUCAUUCAAGAAUGUCAGUUGCCCACUCUGGCUUCUCCAGUUUCAUUUCAUCCAUAGUAACAUUAUGUGUGUAGACUCUUAUUUGUAUACAGAAUGGUAUAUUCCUUCAUGUAUAUAGCUUUUUAAAUAUAUCAUGUCAAGGACUAGCUGAACAUGGCCAAUCCUAAAAAAGGGAAAACAGUAGGUCUCAGAAAUGGGAAAUAGUGAAAUUUUCAAUGUCUCUUGCCCCAAAAAUGUGUUAUUUGGUGCUCUGUAUUGUGUGGGUUAUUCUUUCUCACUGAGACUUCUGGUCAAAUAUUUUAAUCAGUUUUCCCUUUGAUAAGGACUACUCUUUCUUUUCAUAACCUUCCACUUUAGUGCGUAUUUCUUUAUGUGUAUUGUUGCUGAAUAAUAGUUUUGAAUAAUAGUUGCUAGUUUUCAAUUAAAAUUCUAAAAGUGUGUGACUUGCUAUAUUAAUACCAUUUUAAUUUCUCAUAGUUUCUGUUAGCUAAGAUUUAUGUAAAUGUGUGCAUGUAUAAUAUAUACACUUAUGACAUCUUGCUAUGAAAUAACUAAUAACAUAACCAAAAAAAAAGUUGUAAAAGUCUAAGCAGACUAAGUUCCAGUAGACAAAGUUCCUAAUGUAAGAGUUGUCUCAUCUAUUAUGGCCUCUCCAUGGAAAAAACAGUUAAUUUUAUGUAGUAGAUCUAGGACAAAUAUUUGCAUCAUCUUUCAUUAAAUAAAUCUGUCACCUAAUAAUCUA
Molecule: messenger RNA, 3901 nt
Organism: Dromaius novaehollandiae (emu)
Lineage: Eukaryota; Metazoa; Chordata; Aves; Casuariiformes; Dromaiidae
Gene: HAUS6
Product: HAUS augmin like complex subunit 6
Exons: 17
Coding region: 221-3025 (934 amino acids)
Biological process (GO): spindle assembly
Cellular component (GO): HAUS complex; mitotic spindle microtubule
Molecular function (GO): microtubule binding
Source: RefSeq, a predicted model, not a curated record